CAAUGGACGCAUAUGUUAUCUAUCCGAUAAAAUCAUUACGUUGGCAAAUGUUGCAAAACAUACACAAACUUAAGUCAUAAAGUAAAUAAUAUUUAUUUACAAUCAGGCUUCAUAUGGAUCAAAUCUCAGUUUUUCGAUAUAAAUGUGAUGCGUAAAAAUGGGAUUAUAUGAGAAGUUCAAGAAAAGUCUGAAAGGAAGUUUAAAAACAUGGACUCGGUGCAACAGGCCGGAGCUCACCUCGUACUGCGGAUGCUGCGAUCUCUCCACCGGGAUCUACAUCAGAUCAGUCGCUACUGUGGUGAUAACAGCAGCGUCAAUAAUAUUCAACUGUUUCCUACUCCUCUCCGUGAUCGACGCGAGGAAGAGGAUUCGCAAUGCUGACAUGGCCACCUUGGAAGAAUUCCUCGACUCUGAGCAGCCAGCAGACCUGAAUAGUGUUUUCAUGAUACUGGACGGCUUGGUAGCCUACUUGAUCAUCUGGAGUCACUUCAAACUCUUCUGUAUCGUCCGAAACCUGUGGACUAUUUACGCUCUUUAUAAGAAAAGGCGUCGCUCAUUGAAGUUGUUACUGUACAUAGGCGUACCCUGCUGGAUUUUCGACGGAUGUCUAUCUAUCAUUGGUGGCAUACUCUUGAGGUACCUAGCCAAAGGAAUGUUGUUUAUCAACUUUAUGUUCGAAGGCUACAAUCUUCUGGCAAUACACAGUAAAUACAAGGAUAUUUCUGGAAAAUCUAGAAUAGUCAAAGACUUUGGUAUAACCCCUGAAAUAAUCAGGCCGCAUAUAACAAGUGCACCAGAAACUCCUGUGGAUACAAGAAGUGAGCCUCAUUGCAUCACUUGUAAAUGCUUUGUUAGACACGAUAAUGAUUGUCCGCAUGUAAACAAUUAUGUUAAUAAUGUUGGAGCAACGCCAGUAGCUGCAGCUCAAACUAUUGAAAAUAUGUUGCCUAUUACUCCUGAAGCAUUAAGUUCUACAGAAAACAAAAGCGAAGAAACUUUAAAUUUUAAAGAUAAUCCAAUAAUUUUUAAUCAAGAUAUACUUCAAGGUGUGCAUACGGCUACACCAACUUCACAAACAAACGAAGAAGAUAAUAUAAGAGAUACAAAUAAAUAUAGACCUCAAAGACCAACCACAUUAGCUAUAAGACCAAUAGUCAUCAAAGAAGAGAAGACAGACCUAUGUGAUACGCCCGUUAUAUACGAUGAAACACAGUUCAAUGUCGGAACAAGUUCAGUUAUUGAAAGAGUGUAAAUUAAUUUUAUCAAAUGCUUUAUA
This is a messenger RNA of Aricia agestis (brown argus), 1276 nucleotides long. RefSeq lists its product as uncharacterized. The transcript has 5 exons. Lineage: Eukaryota; Metazoa; Arthropoda; Insecta; Lepidoptera; Lycaenidae. The record is from RefSeq and is a predicted model, not a curated record. Bases 158 to 1252 code for a protein of 364 amino acids.